CUAAUUCUGUCUCCGCCUUCUUUCUUUGAUUUUCCCGUUCUAAGCUCCUUCCCUUUUCCUCCACCGUAGGCAAACUUCGAACUCCAUCGACGCCACUUUCAAUACCUCGACUGCUCAUCUUUCAUCCGACGCCAGCGAGCUUUAACCAAUGGAAGAUAGGCACCUGCCAGCGGAGGCAACGAACAGAAGAAGUUCUUCCUAAAAGAGCCUAGCGAACCGAAGGGGACGGGGACCGGCGAGCGGAGGCGACGGGCUACCACCGCCAGCCGACGCCAUGGAAACUGAUAACGCGGCUCCGGGUGAACGAUUCUCUCCUGAGGUUCUGGGCUUCAUGCGGCUUGCUAUAGAUCAGGCAAAGCUUGCGUUGGACAGCCUUGAAGUUCCAGUUGGCUGUGUGAUUGUUGAGGAUGGGAACGUUAUUGCGGCAGGAAGAAACCGGACUAACGAGACGCGGAAUGCAACGAGACAUGCGGAGAUGGAAGCUCUUGAUAUUCUUCUUGUACAGUGGCAGAGGAGUGGAUUUUCGGCUGCAGAAGUUGCAGAGAAGUUUUCAGCGUGCUCCUUUUAUGUGACAUGUGAACCAUGCAUAAUGUGUGCAGCAGCAUUAUCAAUCAUCGGUGUAAAGGAAGUAUACUAUGGCUGUGCAAAUGAUAAAUUUGGAGGCUGUGGCUCAAUCCUGUCGUUGAAUACAAGUAGCUCUGAGGCAUGCAUUAGUGGGAAUUCUGGAUCAAAGGGUUUCAAAUGCUGUGGAGGCAUAAUGGCAUCAGAAGCCAUUUCUCUUCUGCGAGAUUUUUAUGAACGAGGAAACCCUAAUGCUCCAAAGCCUCACAGGUCACGGGUCACUCAGGCUUAAAAGUAGAUUUACGUGCAUUGAUUCUUCCUGUUGGAUCUUCUCAUGCCUUUGCACAACUAGAAUUUCAUUAAGGGACCAGAGAAAGGAAGCGUG
Messenger RNA from Rhodamnia argentea, 946 nucleotides. RefSeq names its product tRNA-specific adenosine deaminase TAD2-like. Bases 275 to 853 code for a protein of 192 amino acids. Gene Ontology annotation, biological process: tRNA wobble adenosine to inosine editing. Gene Ontology annotation, molecular function: zinc ion binding; tRNA-specific adenosine-34 deaminase activity. The transcript is spliced from 8 exons. The record is from RefSeq and is a predicted model, not a curated record. NCBI's taxonomy places the organism in Eukaryota, Viridiplantae, Streptophyta, Magnoliopsida, Myrtales, Myrtaceae.